Messenger RNA from Dentiscutata erythropus, 460 nucleotides. The record is from the annotation of a GenBank genome assembly. Lineage: Eukaryota; Fungi; Glomeromycota; Glomeromycetes; Diversisporales; Gigasporaceae.
UAUAAUACAUGGUCUUAAACGAAUACAUUAUAAUGGUCAUUAUCAUGGUAAUCUUCAUGGUGGUAACUUGUUAAUUUCGGCCAAUAAUGCAAUAAUCACAGACGUCGGUUUAUAUGAAUGCGAACGCCCAUUUUGUAAAGAUCCUCAUGACCUUGAUCUUGCAACAUGCAUAUGUAAUGAUUUACGACCAGAAAUCGUUACUAAUACUCCGGAAGUAUACUUAUCACUAAUGAAAAGAUGCUGGCAUAAAAAUCCCGAAGAACGUCCUAAUAUGGUAGAGCUAUGUGAGAAGUUAGAUAGCUGGGCAACGGCUAUACAACAUAAUCCUACUUCAAUAACUUCACGACAAUUUCAAGAUGAUAAUAGGAAAAGAUCUAUAUUCAAGAGUCAAACUAUUGACCCUACGGCAAUAUACAAGAGUCGAUUAUUAAAUUUUCAAUCCCUUCACAUUACACAAUGA